AACUCUUGACUGGAGAAUGUCCAUUUGAUACUCUACUGUGAAAAGGUCACGCUAGAGGGAUAGUAUCGCCACCCGUAAUCGCCACCGCGCCUGGCCGAUUACGAUUCGUGGCGAUGACGUUUUCUCCGUGUCUUUGCCUGCGAAAUUUACGCAUAUAAGAGAACAGGUAUGUCAACAUCACAGUUUGAGGAUAGCGGUACUAGUAUUUCAAAACUAAUGGCCGGUGCUUUGCUAAUGGACACAGCGUGCGACCUUCCUUCCUUCUGGCCCUCUGAAAGUUUUCCGGGAUCGACACAAUCUUCGCAAAUCGUCAAGAUGGAGAAGGAUGGAUUUGCACCAAACAGCAUUGAUUGUUGGCCAUUACCUGGGCAACAGACGCCUGCUGAUUUUCACCACAGUGGAGGCUUUCAACAUGUUUCACAACACAACGGCUUUAACCCAGUCUCGAACGGCAGCAUAAACGGAAAUAAUACGUAUGGACAAAAUUAUGGGAAUAGUCAUUUUAAGCCCCCACAAGAUCAGUUUCGCAAAAGAUAUGGAAACUAUUCCAACGAACAGUACCCUGACACUAACAUAGCCCUAAAGGCUGAAACCGAGGAAAGCAAAUGGAACAACUGUGCGAUGAACACUCAACCAAAUUUAUUUGAACCAAUACGAAGUGGCAAUGGAAAACCCGUUUCUUUAAAAGAGGGCCCCUAUUCACCACCGUCUUUCAAAAUGCGAGAUCGGACUCCCCAUAAGUUAAGUCCGAGUAUGGACUCCGAGCGGAAGUUACUUGGUGACUAUGUGGAGUCUGAUAGCGACUCUAAAACAAGCGACAGUCAACCCACAACGCUUCCAGACUGGACCGGAAGUAGUCCGACAUCAGAUAUCAACGUGGAUCAGAUGAUAACAAGCGGGGUUACCGUGGCCGGUUACAAGCCAAGGAAACUCAUCUGCAAGAGGAAAAAGUCCACGGUCCCUUCCGAUAUGAAGGACCCAAGCUAUUGGGAAAAGAGAAAGAAAAACAAUGAUUCAGCCCGAAGGUCGCGAGAGGCCAAGAAGGAGAAGGAAAGGAAUUUCUAUAAGCGUGCUUUGGAACUUGAGUAUGAAAAUCAUUAUUUAAAAGAAAGAGUUGCAUUUUUAGAGAGAAAGCUAGAGGCAGUUAUGAAACAAAAUUCCAAUUAUCCUGGCCCUGAAACGCAAACGGUACCCCCACCACCGCACAACAUGUAGCAGACAGAUUUUUCCUCAUCAGUUUCGCAUUAUUCUUGUAUUGGACAGUAUUGCAGUUGUAGUGAAAUUAUUUUUUCACAUUUAGAUUUUUUCUAUUUCAAAAUUCACAAAAUUUACCAAAAUGUAAUAUUGUAAUAGUAUACUAGUUUGUUGUAAAAUUUGUUUAUUGUUCAAAGUUUAGCAUCUACCAAUACCAAAGAACUAGUUCAAAAGUCGAGUCAGUUGUUGUGUACACAUAAUUUGCGUUGUAAUGGUUUUGUUCAAUGGAAAUGGUGUAUUCCUUUAAAAAUGCCCAUUCUUCCUCUGUAACUUACCUUUCUCUUUUGGUUUGAAUUUUUACAUCACUUAAGUAGCUGUGUUUGGAGUUUUGCUUAUUUUAAAAACACACUUAACUUUUGUGGGGAUGAGGGUUUUUUUUUUUGAAAUACUUUACCAAAUUGUUUUAUUUAGGAAGAUCAGAUUAUUUUCUACCCUUUCCAACAUGGGUCAUAGCAAAUUUUAACGAAAAAAAAACAAUUAAAAGAAUUACCCAUUGUGUAUUCUUCUAAGAAGUAUCUUACGGAAAAGGUCAGCGUUUCGGCAGUCUAUUUUAAUAUGCAAACUCCGUUAGUCUUUUUAAAGUAUGAAUUAUGAUGUUGUUAACUUUGUUUGUGCCUUUGAUGAUUCAGCAUCUAAACCUGAUUUUUAUUUGUUUGGUCUUGCUUAUACAUGUACUUACUUCUGGUACAGAAGGGUUUUGGUCAAAGUACCUUAAAUAUGUGUUCUACGUCAGUAUUUGUGUUGGUCCUGGAAAUUGUCGUCAUGCUUUUUAAAGUGUUCACGCUAAGAACCGGUGAUGUUUGGGACAAUCUGGUCAGCUUUUUGAGUACAUUUUUGUCCUGUUUUCCGUUGGCUCCAAGAGCAGUUAUGUCUCUCAAUAUAUAAGGUGAUAUUUUUCUAUAUCACCUACAUACACAAUCUGUAAAUACACACACUUUUUCACACUCCAUCUUUUAAUACCGUUUUAUAGACAUAGAGGUUUGUAACAUGCUAAAGACCAAGCUGAAUGAUUGUCAGAAAACGGAGUUCUUCACGUUAUGUUACAUACCCCUUUGUUGGAAUGCCCUGUAAAAUCGCUUUUAUCUGUAGCCAAUAGUUAGAAAAAUCAUUACAUGCUUGUUUUUGGAAAUGGUGUGCGUAACAUUUUAUCCCAUACAUUUUUUUUUCAAAUGGUUGUUAUCAAAGAUGUCUUAAUGUUUUACUUUUGUGUAAAUCUUUGUCCAGGUAGUGAAUAUGCUAAAUAUGUGGCGUAAAACGCCUUAUAUCCAAAUCUUUUUGAUAUAGUGUAUUGUUAGAAAUAUAUAUAAUCCUUAUAUAUAGUUUACUUGUAUGUAUUGGUAAGACCAUUGUAUCUAUACUUAUUUGCCUGGGCUAGCAUUGAUUGUCUUUUUUAGAACAUUGUUUUUAACCAUCAAAUUAAUGACACCCAAAAAAAAUCUGUCCACUGUGUUGGCAUAAUGCUAUUUCAUGAAAAAAUAUAUUGACGUAACAAUAUCUUUUUUUCCCUCAAAAUAGUAUAUGACAAUGCAGAGGAAAUACUGGUGCCAUAAGCAGGGUCGUUGAACUGACCCUAUAUUCACUGGUAUCAAAUAUCAGAAUAUGGAAUAAAAAUUGAGGACAACAUUGAACCUUGUACAUGUAAAAACCACGAGAUUUUCUAUAGUAUUUGUUUGUCUUACUACGAAAUGCUUAAAGCAUUAAGUUAUAUCGCUGUUGCGGCGCUUCAUCCAAAAAGUCAGUAUUUACUGCCAAUAUUCUUGUUAAUUAUUUUUUUCCUUUUCAGCAUAAUAUUGUGUGAUAGAAUCAUAUAUGAAGAUAUGCCGGUGUUUUACACCGUGGACUUUAUUUGUAUGACAUUGCAAUUUUAUGAAUAUGCAACGAUAGUUACUGACUUGAUUUUUUUUAAUCAAUAUGAUUAUAGUAAACUUUUCGUAAUAGCAGACAUUCCUCAAAACACUAAUUAAUUAAGAAAUGACCACUACCUUAAUGGGUUAGCUUAAACGUUUUUAAAACUUAAAGAAGUACAAUUCCGUUAUGCUUAAAACGUGAACAAAAUAUUCUACAAAAUUGCCCUUUUAUCACUUCUCUGUUAUUUUUUUUUCUCGGUAAAGAUUCUGGGUCUUUUGAAACGGAACAGUGUUAAGUAGUUCACAUUAAAACUUUGUUUUUUUUUAAUGCCACGUGUACUGAUUAAUGGCGGAAGUUAUACUGUGUUUUAUUAAUUACUUUGUUUCAAUUAUUGAAAGGUUGCUUAAAAUUCUGUCAUAAUUGUAACAUAUUUGACAUGGUACUGCAUAACUUUAUCAGGCAAUGUAAGCCAGAACUACAUGUAAUUGCUGUUUUUUCUUCUCCUGUGGAAUAUGUACCGAUUUCUCUAUUAUUCCAUGACCAUGAAACAAAAACCUAUUAUAUGAACCUUUUUCUUUUAUCAUCUCUCUGCAAAUAACAUUUCCGUUUCUUUUCUCCUGCCAUGAUGAGGAAUCAGAGCUCAUUUUUGAAGACUGAAAUAUCAAAGUACAUGUAUAUAUUUUUUUUCUGGAAAUAUUAAUGUUUCUUAAAAUUUGAACUAAAAAGGUUGCCAAUCAUCAUGUUUGUGGCGUUUUGAACACUAAUGGAUAUAGGUGCUAUAUUAAGUAUCAUUAAAACUGCAAUGUUUAAUCAGUGUUGUGCAUAUAAUUAAGAUUGUGUUUAUUAAUUAGAUUUGAAUCCAAUUAUAUUAUUUCUUAUGCACUGCAAUAUGCUUACAUGAUAGGGGUUGUUCCAUUAUGCAUAAUCUGUACUUCUGCAACCAUACAAUUUUUUAAGUCUCCUCCCCCACCCACCCCAAGAUAUAUUUUUAACAUUGUUUUUAAUUAAUUUAAUAGAAAUAAGUAGUAUCGAUUGUCUGUAAGAUGCUGAAAACCACGGACAAGGAGUAUUAAAAACAAUGCGUCUUGAAGAUCCUAGAAGAAAAACUUAUUUGGAUAAAUUGAGGAAUUUUAGAAAUUUUCUAGCGUAAAAAGAAUAUUGGUAUAUUGUAAGAUGCUAUUUUUAGAAAGACACUAAUCACUGUUGUCAACAUCACGGCGGCACCAGCUUGUUGAUUUUUAAUGACUACCACCCAAAUUUUAGUUGUUGAAAAUGUCACAGUGACAGGGUAAAAUUGCAAUUGAAUUUUCCUUUGUCAAAAGGCAACAUAUCAUUUUUCCAACAUACGUAAAGGCUGUCAUGCGUGGAUAGGCUAUGAUUGCUUGUAUCUAUUUUUUUUAAACUUCAAACAAUAACAUAAUUAAUAUUAUAAUUGCGAGUAUGAUCUCUGUUAUUAACAUAUUUGUAUGAUAAUAACGAUAUCACUUCCCCCCACUUUGUAUGUUUGCAGUUGUAUGAUAAUACACAUUGAGAUUUUGUUGUUACAAGUGCUUAAACUCGUUAUAAGACUGAAGUGUUUAUUUUAAAAUUUGUCUUAAUGUAAUUGUACUUUGUCACAAUACUUGAUCUUUUAACGAUUUUGUUAAUCUGUAGAAUUUUAUCCAUUUUGCCAAAGUCCAAGAAAUGUCUUAAUAUUAUCCAAAGAAACAAGUAUAGAAACAUAUAUAAUUGGUAAUGAGACUUGAAAUUCGUAGGUCAAAAUUCACUCAUUUUCAUGGUAAAAAAAUAAAAAUAUGGCAAGAUUUUUAGUGCGUGGGAACUAUGUUAAGAUAUUUGAUUCUUCUUUUGGAAUUUCAUUUUCCAGAUAUUUCAGAUUAAAAUGAAGAGUAGGAGGAAACGGAACUAUAGAAAAUAAAAUUCACGAUUUCAUUAUGCCCUAAACCCGUUGACACCAGAAACAAUAAAGAGAUUGUCAAAGAUAAAAUCCCCCAUAUUGCACGAUAUGACUACGACGAAAUUCACUUCCCUUUUAUUUUUAUUUAUUUUUUUAUUUUUUUGAAUAGAUUUCGAGAUAUAUAUCUGAAGUAUACCACGGAAUGAUUUUAUAAGCGAAAUCCACUGGGAAAGAAUUCCUUUUUUUUUUUUUUUUUUUUUGCAACUUCCAAGAAAUUCUAUACUACAUACCUAUACAACUGGACACUAUAAUUUGUUUCAUAGUUGAAUAGAUACAACAAAGUCAUUAAAAUUCAAAAAGUUGUACAAGCCCAUCUUUAAAUAAUUUUAUUCCUUGGAUUUCAAUACACUGAUCGGUCUUCUGUCAUCUCUGCUAAAAUAAAACAUCCAAGAAAACCUGGAUUUUUUUUUUUUCGUCCACUGAUUCACUUCCCUUGAUGUGCUGUGACAUGAUUCGUUAGAGAUAGCGGAAUGUUUGCUUGCUUUGUUUAUCAUAUACACGUGACACAGAAUUUUAAGAUUUAUUUCGCAAUAUUAUGACUUUUUCCUUGUCUUUAUUUGUGAACACAUGGAUUUUUAAUAUUUAGAUAAUCAAGGAGAAUUUUGUCAAUAUUGUUCUUUUUGUGAUUCAGAUGUUUCGGCUUUGUAAAAAUGUGGUAUAUUUUCAAUUUGUCUGUUAUAUAUAAUCAACUUAACAAACAACGAAUCUUUGAACCAACCAUUCGAAUUCAGAAGUUCUUAAAAUUCCCGUCUCUCUGGUUUUUUGUUAUUAGUAAAUGUUGCGAAAUUCUUCUUAGGUUAUCCGGAUUUUAUGUAACUAUUUUCUCUCUAUCUUGUGCUUUCAAUAUAUUGUGUAGCUUUGUUUCAUGGAAUUUAGAGAUCUAAAAUUAGAUAUAGAAUAUCGUUAUCAUGUGUAUGAUCUCUGAUUUUUUCCAAUUUGAGAAUAAAUGUUAAACAAAAAUA
Messenger RNA from Saccostrea echinata, 6018 nucleotides. RefSeq lists its product as uncharacterized. The record is from RefSeq and is a predicted model, not a curated record. Gene Ontology annotation, cellular component: nucleus. Bases 169 to 1215 code for a protein of 348 amino acids. The transcript has 2 exons. NCBI's taxonomy places the organism in Eukaryota, Metazoa, Mollusca, Bivalvia, Ostreida, Ostreidae. Gene Ontology annotation, biological process: regulation of transcription by RNA polymerase II. Gene Ontology annotation, molecular function: DNA-binding transcription factor activity, RNA polymerase II-specific; RNA polymerase II cis-regulatory region sequence-specific DNA binding.